Molecule: messenger RNA, 1197 nt
Organism: Rotaria socialis
Lineage: Eukaryota; Metazoa; Rotifera; Eurotatoria; Philodinida; Philodinidae
Source: the annotation of a GenBank genome assembly
AUGAAUGCAUUCGUUUGGAGUUUAAUUGUUGUAUUGUGUACAUUACUAUCGUUUCUUAUUAUAAUCGCUCUUUACUUGCAAAGAAAAUCAAACAGAACAAGUCUCUGGCAAUCGUCAGCAACUGUACAAUCAGUUAUUAGAUCAGCACCGAUUUCAAGAAGAUCAUCUUCAUCAUGCUUGAUUAAUCUCGAAAAGCAACAGCAAUCGUCAAGAUCUCGUUCGGCUUCGUUUGGAGAAGAUCUUACUGCUCGUCUUCAAAUUUUAGCUUCUGGUACUAGUUAUCGUUCUUAUUCUCCAGCGACCAUCCAUCCUGCAUCACGUACAACUCGCUCAUCACUCGGUGGAACUAAUCGUUUUCCCAUAGUCAGCACUAUAUUUCCGAUCACUCCAGUAAAACCAACUGUGCCUGCAAUUACAUUUCAACUUCGAUAUGAACAAAUAUUGGAAACUUUAUUUAUUAGUAUUUUUCAAUUAAAUAAUUACACGACAAUUAAAGAUACUCAAAAUAUAUAUGUUAUUCUUUAUUUAUUACCCGAUGAUGACGAACAACGUCGAACACGAUCAUCAACCGAUGGUAUAUUUAAUGAAAAUUUUCAUUUUCUAUUAAAAUCAGAUCAACUAUUAAAACGAACAUUACGUUUAACAGCAUAUAAGGUUGAUUUAACAACGCGUAUUCGUCAAAUCAUUGGACAUUCAUUUAUUAAAUUUGAUAAAUUUAUUGAUGAAAAUAAAAUUGAUAAAACUUUUUCAACUAAUACAUUAUUAGAAUGCCUCGCUCAGGAUUUAAAUAUUCGAUCAGAUUAUCUCGGAGAAGUAAUAUUAACAAGUUCUUAUUUAAAAAAUCAAAAUCUCAUCCAAAUACGAAUACAACAAAUUAAUCAAUUACAUAUUGAACAAUCGAAAUUUAAAACUCCACUGAACGCUCAUUUCAGUGGUCAAACAUCUAGUAUAUAUAAUAAAUAUCAUUGGGCAACUACACCAUCAUUUAUGAUUCCUUCAUCAUCGUCAUUUAUUAUUGAUCAGACAUUACAGUUACCUGCUUAUGCAUCGUUGGUAUCAGCAAGUGACAAUCAAGUUGAAUGUCAUCUUCAACUUCAUAUACAUAAUUCUAAUCAAAUACAUAGUCAUGCUCGAUGGAAACAUUCGCUACAGUCGACUAUUCCACAUACGUAUACUGUGUCACUUGUUGCUUUGUAA